Molecule: messenger RNA, 1504 nt
Organism: Eremomyces bilateralis CBS 781.70
Lineage: Eukaryota; Fungi; Ascomycota; Dothideomycetes; Eremomycetales; Eremomycetaceae
Exons: 3
Coding region: 195-1118 (307 amino acids)
Biological process (GO): proteasome-mediated ubiquitin-dependent protein catabolic process
Cellular component (GO): cytosol; proteasome regulatory particle, base subcomplex; nucleus
Molecular function (GO): polyubiquitin modification-dependent protein binding
Source: RefSeq, a predicted model, not a curated record
GGAGCUUCAAGCUUGCCUCUCCUGUAUACGAAUCUCAGAGCGGCCUAUUACGAAUAAAAGCUUAACACUGCAAAUACCUCUCAAAGAAGUGAUAGAAGCAGAUCACAUAUCCCAUCAUAUCCGAAACCCUCUUUCUCGUGCACACAUCGUAGCCAGCCUUCCAGAACCUCAUCUUCCGAACAUAACACAUCAAGAUGGGUCUCGAGGCGACGAUGAUAGUGGUGGAUAAUAGUGAACGGAGUAGAAACGGAGAUUACUUACCCUCUCGAUUCGGUGCCCAAGAGGAUGCCGUCAAUCUCAUCUUCUCCGCAAAGACCGGCGCCAACCCGGAGUCGUCCGUCGGCCUCCUCAGCAUGGGAGGCGAUAGCCCAGAGGUCCUCACCACUCUGACGACCGACAUGGGUAAAGUGCUGGAAGGGAUGCAUCGGACCAAGAUCCAGGGUGUCCCACGCCUCAUCACGGCGAUCAACGUCGCAGCGCUCGCCCUUAAGCACCGCCAGAACAAAUCCCAACGACAACGGAUAAUCGUCUUCAACUGCUCCAUCAUCGAGGAGGACGAGAAGAGCCUGGUUAAGCUGGCCAAGCGCAUGAAGAAGUACGGCAUCAGCGUCGACGUCAUCGCGUUCGGCGAGAUCUCCGAGGCGAACAUGAAGAAGCUCGAGGCCUUCAACGAGAACGUCAAAGGCGGUGACGGCUCCCACCUCGCCAUCAUCCCGCCGGGCCCGAACCUACUCAGCGACUCCGUCGUCACGACGCCGAUCCUGGCGGGCGACGGCGUGGUCACGGGCGCGGGCGGAGCGGGCGACGUAGGGGCGGAAGGGGAGCGUGAGAACUUUGAGUUCGGGGUGGACCCGUCGAUGGAUCCGGAGCUGGCGAUGGCGCUACGGAUGAGUUACGAGGAGGAGAAGGCGAGGCAGGAGCGGGAGAAGAAGGAGAUGGAAGAGAAAGAGGGGAAGGAGAGUAUGGAAGCGAUACCGGAGGGGGACGAGAAGCAGCCGCUGCUGAAUACCGAGGGGGAGCCGAGUGGGAGUAGCAGCGGGAAGGGGGAGGGGUCGAAGAAGCCGGAGGGGAAGGAGGAGAAGAAGGAUGAGGAUCCGGAUAAGAUGGAUACCGCAUAGGAGCGGGGACGAUGGAUGUCUGCGGGAUAAUACAAUAGCAUGGGCGGCGUCGCGGAUACCGAGGGUUCAGCAAUUGGGAAUAUCAAAUGCUUUAGCGUUUUGGCACUUCUAGAUGCGCUCGGAUGUCGCUUUAUACCAAACUGACUCGUCUAUGGUUUCCUCACCCAGCUAUGGCUUCUGGGGUUUGUUGCUACUCCAGCGCCGAGAAGUGAAUUGUUCUCAAGGAACAUAAACACAAAGUGCAAGCGGGGGUGAUAUUUCCGAAUACCCACGUAUUUCUGAUGUUGGUGUUAUUCGAACACCCAACCCUUCAAAGACACCACCAUAGCGCCAUCCUAUAUCUACCCCUAUCCCCUUUAUCUCGUAGCCUUUACAAACCCAUCCAA